AUGUGUGCACUCGAUGGCCCCAUCCGCGAGCGUGCAGGUAAACUGCAGGCCUUGGUCUUUGCAAUCACGCUGAGUUUCGACGAAACAGCCCUCAAUCUUGACGACGGAGUCGCCGAUGUCUUGAUGGCGACGCUCGUGAUGCACUACCCCGACAUGCUGUUCCUGUCCGAUCAGAGCGCCUUUAUCGUCUGGAUGCGGGAAGCCAUGGCGGCUCGGGCCAUAGGUGAGCCGGAGGUGCUGGCUUGGAGCGAGACAAUUCGGCGUGCCUUCACCCCUCCGCCUCCCAAGGUUGAGUCGAGUGCCAAUGGCGCCCAGUCCGAAGCUGCGGUGGUGCUGUUGAAGCGCCAGUCGGAGCAGAUCGAUAUCAUCAUCCUACAGAACAAAAGGCUAGAUGAAUGA
Messenger RNA from Phytophthora sojae, 399 nucleotides. RefSeq lists its product as hypothetical. NCBI's taxonomy places the organism in Eukaryota, Oomycota, Peronosporomycetes, Peronosporales, Peronosporaceae. The transcript has a single exon. The coding region runs from base 1 to 399 and encodes 132 amino acids. The record is from RefSeq and is a predicted model, not a curated record.